This is a messenger RNA of Bursaphelenchus okinawaensis, 1323 nucleotides long. The record is from the annotation of a GenBank genome assembly. Lineage: Eukaryota; Metazoa; Nematoda; Chromadorea; Rhabditida; Aphelenchoididae.
AUGUCCAACCCAGCCACUACUGAUAGAAUCUGUGCAGAUGCCACCGACAUGGUGGGCCAUACACCUUUGGUCUACUUGAACAAGGUGACGAAAGGAAUUAAUGCCAAAAUUGGUAAGAACUUUACAUUGUAUUAUAUCUUUACAAACUGAUCUUGUAUACUUUUAUAUGUUUGCGUGCACUGCUAUAAACUUUUAGUAUAUACUUUGUAUUCUUAACAAUUUUUUAAUUCAGCUGUGAAAUGCGAAUACAUGAACCCAGCCUGCUCGGUCAAGGAUCGUGCUGGUGUGCAAAUGAUUGAAGUCGCUGAGAAGGCUGGCCUCAUCAAACCCGGAGACGUCCUGAUUGAACCAACUUCUGGAAACAUGGGAAUUGCUCUGGCCUUUGCCGCGGCCGUAAAGGGAUACAAACUCAUAUUAACCAUGCCUUCUUCAAUGAGUUUGGAGAGAGUAAGUUUAAGUACUUUUAUUACAGUGGCCUACUCUACUACUUUUUCUUUGUGAUCAAUGAAAUAUUGCUUGAAACUUUACCAAAAUAUUUUUCAGAGAACCUUGUUGAAGGCUUUCGGAGCCGAAGUCAUCCUAACAGACCCAUCCAAGCAAGUACUUGGAGCUAUGGAGAGAGCCAAGGAGCUACAAAAGCUGAUUCCCAACUCAUACGUUCUGGAUCAGGUAAGCCACCUGAACAUCUACAAUAACACAAUAUGUUUAGUUUUCCAACCCAGCCAAUACCGAAGUCCACUACCUGACUACCGGCCCCGAAAUAUGGCAGCAAUCGAAAGGAGAAGUGGCAGCCGUCUGCUUCGGAAUCGGAUCAGGUGGUACGAUGAGCGGAGUCGGCCGCUACUUGAGAGAACAGAAUCCUGAAGUCAAAGUAUACGCUGUAGAACCAUUCGAGGCUUCAGUCAUCAACGGCUUCGAACACAAGCCCCAUACAAUCCCUGGAAUGGGAGCCGGCUUUGUUCCCGACCUCUUGGACAAGAUAUACACCGAAGCUCUUCGUGUUCCGUCACCUGAAGCCGUGACAAUGGCCAAGAGAAUGGCCAAAGAGGAGGGAAUUCUGUGUGGCAUCAGCGGUGGAGCCAACGUUUGUGCUGCUAUACAGGUAUGUGUUGAUGUAUAAAUCUGUUAUUUAUUUGAUUUUAGUUAGCCAAACGCCCAGAAUUCGCUGGAAAACUGAUUGUGACAAGUUUGGCAUCUUUUGGUGAACGGUACUUGAGUACCAUCCUGUACAAAGACAUCAAGCAAGAGUGCGAACAGUUGACGGAAACUACUUUGGACCAAGAUCGAAAGUAUCUGAACGAGAAAUGGGGUUUGCAAAUCUAA